ACGCUGAGUCCCAAGUCCCGCAUGCGCCACUUUUGUAGUUUCGAGCCAGCUGUGCUCACCGAAUGUUGUGAAUGGUUCCCUCAGUUUACAAACCUUUCAGCUCACCGCAGCUGUCAUGAUUCGCGUAACAUGUAUUAACUUGCAAUCAGAGGCACACUGACUCAAUCCAGAUAUGGACCUGUCAUUUUGGUGAGAUGGAAGGCUCAGACCACAUUGUUCGUGUGCUCUACAACUUUGAAUAUUCUAAAGAUGGCCGGAAAGUUUGGAUGAAAGAGGGGGAGGCAUUGAGUCUUCUUAAGAAAACUAAUCCUGACUGGUGGCAGGUCAUUCGAAAAAAUGAGAAAAAGGCCUUCUUCGUUCCAGCCGCAUAUGUGGAAGAGGUUUCCCUAGAAAAGAUUGGUAAGAGACAGUGCGCAAAAAAUGUGGCCCCAACAGAAGCAUCCAAGUCAUUCCCUCCUGGAAGAGACAAAAUGUCUGAAAAGAAUCUGUUUAAAGAAUUUCCUGUAAGUGAUUCAAAAGAAAGUGAUAAGUGUGCUGGUGAGAAAAGUGAUACAUUUUGUGAUCAAGGAAAAAUCGACCCCAUUGAAAAGAAACUUCAAGCAGAUGGACUUUUGGAAGAGAAGGAGGAAGAAGCCAAGAAGCUUUUACAAGACAAACGUAAAUCCUGGGCAGCUGAAGAAUUAGUUUCAGAACUAACACAAAUGGCCAUUGCUCGAAGUGAACCUGUCGAAAGUGAUUAUGUGAACCUGAAAGUGGAAGGUGAGCGGUUUGUCAUUGCUGAGGACGAAGAGAUGCAUAUGCCAUCAUCCCUCUUCUGGCAGUCAUCCGGUUUUAACAAAGAUGUCCGAAACAACCCCAUGUCCUCGUCAGACGAGCUAGACAACUCGGACAGCCUGGGCGGCCUGGGCCAGAGCAACUGUGUGGCUUGGCAGAGUAAGUACUCGCUGUCCUCGGAGGGAGAUAAGACUGACGAGUCCAUGCAGAGCUUCCACUCUCUAGGCAAUGAAUCAGUCACUAGCAGCAGUCGCCACUGGCGGGACGAGCACGUCAGCGAGCAGGAGGACCGCAGCGCGGACUCGUCGCCGUACGCGCAGGUGCUGUGCACGGUCACGGGGUCCAGCACGUCCAUCAGCAUCGACGCGGGCGCCGCGCCGCGCCUGGCCUCGGGCAGGCUCCACCUGUCGCCCUCCCUCGAGAAGCUCGCCCAGCAGAUCAAGUUCCCCAGCGAGGAGGUCGAUGAGGACGCCCCGAUCGCGCCGCCGCGGGAGUACGAGGCGUACGAGGCACCAGUGUACGCCAACCUGGACCUGCAGGGCGAGGUGCAGGAAGACUCCAAGGACGACGAGGAGCAGGAGCAGGACGAGAAGAUGCUGCGCUCGCUGCGAGACAAGCUGCUGCAGUCCAGCUGCAUCACCGGCCUCGUCGAGGACUUUGUUGACCAGCGGCACUACCUGAAGGACGCCGUCGACGCCGAGGCCGGCGUGAUAUCGUCGGACGGCGACCUUGACUGUGACGAUGACAUUGACGGCGACGGCGACACGGAGCUGUCGAGAGACGAGGUGGACACGGAGGACGCGGCGGAGCGCGAGGAUGACUGUGAUAACGACGAGGACGCCGACGACGCCGACGACGUGGUGUGCAAGGUGCCGACGCCUGCCGCCAGGACCACGGCGUCGAGCGAGGCCCGCGCGGUGGACGCCAAGCCUCGCGACGUGCUGGAGGACGUGGCCACGGUGGACGUGAAGCAGAAGAUCGCUCUUUGGAACAACAACAACAGUGCCGCCGACCAAGACCGCGACCGCUUCGACGAGGACGGCCACGGCCGCGCGCAGCCGAGGCCGAGGAAGGUGCGCGCGUUCCGGGGCCUCGGCGUCGUCAAGUCGGCGUCCGAGUCCAAGGUGUCGGCCCUGGUGAGCCGCCACGGCCGCUACGCCCGCAGCGGCAGCGAGGAGUUCCUCGACGGCUCGCCGGGGUCCGAGGCCUCGGUGCUGGCCAGCGGCCUGGUCUCCGCCGCCAAGCAGCGGUUCGCCGCCAGCCCCAGCGAGCUGAACCCCGAGGGGGACAACCUGGACGCCAGCGACAGCGGCCUCUCCAACAAGUCGGAGGAGGGCGUGCUCUGCGACGUCCGACGCAGGAGGGCCUCCCUCAUGCGCAGCCGGAGGGUGGAGUCUUGCCGGCGGUACCAGAGGGUCGCACCCGGGCUGGGCGCCGCCCCCGCGGCCCCUGCGGCCCCCGCCGCCCCCAGCGUGCACCGCCCCCAGUCGCCGCCGCCGCCGGACCGCCGUGAUCACCGAAGGCUGAAUCCCAAACGGUGCCUCUGUGUCCUCAUGCUUGGCGCACUCGGCCUGCUGCAGGACUCGGGGCGGUCGGCCAGCUCCAGCCCCCAGCACGGCGACGAGGCCGACGGCGAGGACUGCGACCUGGAGCUGCCCCCGGGCCCCGCGCCGCUGCCCCACGGAUGGCGGGCCGUCAUGGACCAGAGCGGGCAGCUGUGCUACGUCCACCCGCACCACGGCGCCAAGUGGUUCUCUUCAAGUGACAACAAAGGGCGUGUUUAUUUCUUUGAAGAGAACAGCUGCGAGUCGUCUUGGAACCUGCCAAACAUCAUCUUAUCAUCAGCUCAAGAAUCUACAUUAGAUGACGAUGGCAAUCAUCCAGCGCUCUCUUCAACCCCUGUUGAAGAUGGUGGAGAAAAACCAAUUAAACCUGACAGAAGUGACAAACAUGAAAAACUUUCAUUACGCAACACAAAGUCACGAUCAAUGGUUAUCGUUGAUAGUAGCACUACAAAGGACUCCAAGAAUUCUUUCGUACCAAGAAAUUGGCCACAGCUUUUUGAUGGUGACAUGUGUGUCCUGAAAGAAGGCCCUAUGUAUCGUACUAAAAUAACCGAAAAUGGAAAGAAAUUGCGCAAGAACUGGGCUUCAUGUCAUGUGGUUUUAACAGAAUUGUUUCUUCUUUUAUUCCGAGAUGCAAAGUCCUUUGCUGCAAUGAAGUCUGCAGCGCAAGGAAGACCGGAAUUGUGUGUUGAUCUGAAUGGUGCUUUAAUUGACCAAGUUGAUCGUGGUGACAAAGCCUCUGUUACAAGUCGAAAAAAUGUAUUCUUAGUCAGUACUGUUUUGGGAUUGCAAGUGUUGUUCCAAUGUGAUUCUAGUCAGCAGGCAGAGGAAUGGUUUAAUGCAGUUCAUACAGCCAUCCACAAUUUGCCAUCUGGCUUUGAUAGCUGCCCUAGAAUCAAAGUAACCAAGGAAAUGGAUCGUCUAUUUGCCGAAUCAAAUUCACCAGAACAAACCAAGAAAUUUCCUCGAAUUGGACGCUCUAAAUCUGUGAAAACCUCCGAAAUGGAUACCACACUUAAAGAGCUAAGGUCCACUAAUAGAUUAAGUGUGAUAAAAGACCAUCUCUCGUUCAACACCACAGGCUCCUAUGUUGUAACAGCCAAGUACAUAGUAAAAAAUAAGGAAGGCAGUAUUGAAGACUUAACUGUAAGUGUGGCCGAACGACAAACAAAGAUUAGAGCUCGGCUCAAAAAGUUCUUCAAUCGGCGGCCGACUAUGGAGUCCCUAGUAAAGAAGGGUAUUUGGAAAGAUGAACCAGCAUUCGGCUGCUACCUGGAGCAUGUUUGUGGGAAUGAAUCCCCUCGUGUGCCUCUAUUUGUACAACGAUGCAUUGCUGUUAUUGAAAGCAGUGAGGACAAUAUGAAGACUGAUGGACUUUAUCGUGCCUCUGGUAAUUUAUCCCAAGUGCAGAAAAUCCGGCUACAGGUUGACCAGAAUAACUUGUCUGCUUUGGAUCAAGAAGAAGAUGUUCAUGUUUUGACUGGGGCCCUAAAGCUCUUUUUCCGGGAAUUAAAAGAACCCUUAAUUCCAUAUGCUGCUUUCAGCAAGGCCAUCAAAGCAAGCACUCUUCAAAGCAAGAAAGACAAGUUAUCUCAAUUCAAAGAGAUAGUGAAGUCGCUCCCCUCUGCCAACCAUGAUACAUUGAAAAUACUACUGAAACAUCUCCUCAAGGUCACCAGUUAUCAAGAAUUUAACCGUAUGCAUAUUCCAAAUCUGGCUAUAGUUUUUGGGCCAACCUUGAUGUGGCCAGAACAAGAAUCCCAAAACAUGGCUCUUGAUCUAAUGCAGCAAAAUCUUGUCAUUGAGGCAUUUCUACUUGAUUUUGAAAAUAUUUUUCGAUAGAGCAGUAAUGCCUUGCUUUAGGAAAAAUAACAUACAUGCUUUUGAGUUUUUCUUAGUUGCUCUAUGCCUGUCAAUAGACCUUACUUACAGCUGAAGAAUUUCUCUUUGAAUGCUCCUUUAUAUUAUGCUUAGGGACUCAAGUGCACAUACAAUACAGUCCUCCAGUUUUUCUCAGGUUUUACCCUCUUUUAACGUAGGUACCUAUUUCUUAAAAAAAUCUUUUGUUAGUCAUUCACAACUUUUCUUUUCUUUCUCCUGAAUCUGUCUUUUCUCAUGGCCCCUCAAACAAAAUAGUAUUGUCAAGAGAAACAUUAUAUGAUGAACUAACAUUUGCAUUCCAACUUAAGACUAUUCCGUUUCAGAAAUUUGAGGUUUCUGUGAUACAUAGAAAGACAUGAUUCAUAGAGUGUAUUACACAUGAGCUAAGACCCCCCGUUGUGAAGUCAUCUGUUCUUUGGUACAGAAAACUUAGUGAUAUAUGCUAAUAUUUUUGUGGAAGGGAGGGGCAUAAGUGAUAGAAGUUCUUUUACUGAUUUUUAACAAAUAGUUUUACUAGUCCUUUGAGUUUUGUUAUCUUAUUAAGAUAUGUUUUGAAUGUUAUUUUGGAGCCAGUCAUGAAGCAGUUCAAUAAUUUUGUAAUGUAUUGUAAAUGAAUAUGAAUGAAGAGUGCUGUUCCAAUUUUCACUGAUGAAAAUAUAAACUGUUGGAAGAAAUUAUUUACUUCUAAAUAAUUACAACAAAUUGUAUUUUUAUUAUUAUUGAGCACCAGUGUCCGUUGAGAAUCAUUGAUAAUGUUAGAUUUUAUGUAGAGUUUUAUUCAUGUAAGGGGAAUACUUCCAUUCAAUUUAGUUUGUGAUCUGAGAGAGUUAAAAGUAGUGACUAUCUCAUGGUGGAUUCCACAAGUUGAAUCUUUAAUCAUGAGAUUACGAAGUCCACUAUUUGUUUUCUAGCAUUUUUCCACUUGUUAUUUUGCAGAUGUUCAAAGUGCUAUUGUACAUUCAUUAGAAAGCUGCUGGUCAGCUUCCAGAAACGUUCCUUAUGUGAUUUAGUUCUAAGCAGAAAUGAAGCGGAAGUUUAUUUUAUCUGUGAGUGCAUGCUGGCAUGUUGAAUUAAAGGCAUAUCACAUGUACCACAUGCCACAAAGGAGGCCUUCUUUUUGUAUGUGAUACUCUUAAUGAAAAGUAUUUUUUUAGAGUAUUGCAAUUUGUGGGUGUGAAAAGAGUUUAUGAGUAUAGGGUUCCAUUCUGUGACAAACUUGUUAAACCAUUUGAGAAAAAGUUGAACUUAAAACUGUUGUUUACUACAGGUCUUAAAGCCAAGAAAUUUUUAUGAAUCAUGAGUAGUUUUUUAAAUUUAAAAUUUGCAAUGAUGUUCCAAGCAGUUGUCACUAAUUUUGCAGCCUUCAGCUUCAUCGAAUACCAAUGAUAUUAUCUUAUAAUGUAUUAAAGGCUUAGCAGACUGCAUAUCCUAAUCUAGUAAUAGAAAAAAGUUAUGUUAAACAUGACUUUAUUAAAUUAACAAUGUUGAUUUUAAACUGUACAUUUUGUCAUUUUUUUCACAUAAAUCAUGAUUUAUUUAA
This is a messenger RNA of Thrips palmi, 5760 nucleotides long. RefSeq lists its product as uncharacterized. Gene Ontology annotation, cellular component: cytoplasm. The record is from RefSeq and is a predicted model, not a curated record. Bases 195 to 4181 code for a protein of 1328 amino acids. Gene Ontology annotation, biological process: signal transduction; regulation of GTPase activity. Lineage: Eukaryota; Metazoa; Arthropoda; Insecta; Thysanoptera; Thripidae. The transcript is spliced from 17 exons. Gene Ontology annotation, molecular function: protein binding.